AUGGAAGAUAGUAGAAAGUUUGAUGGCCCAAGACCUUUUCGGAGCUUGGACUCAUGGUUCACACAUGAAGGCUUUCUAAGAAUGGUGAAGGAAGAGUGGAGGGAAUUAGGUGAUGUGCAAUUCCUAGAUAAAAUGAAAGCGCUAUCAGUAUCAGUACGGAGAUGGCAUAAACAACAAUUUGGGAAUAUAGCUGAGAAGAUAAGAAAGUUUGAGGAAGAGAUAAAGAAGGUGGAUGAUAUGGAAGUCUUCCCAACUUUGAGAUUCAGGGAUGGAUUAGUCAACUGUCUGGAGAGGGAGGAAGCUAAAGCACUAGAGGUGAUGCCAUCAGUAGAGGAAGUGAAAGAGGCAGUAUGGGACUGCGAAUCUUCUAAGGCUCCAAGGAGUGAUAGAUACAACAUAAAUUUUAUAAAAAAGUGUUGGAGUGAGAUUGGAUCGAAAUUCACUACAGAUGUGAUGAGCUUUUUUGAAACUGCAAGACUACCAGCAGAUUCCAAUGUCACAUGGGUAGCGUUGGUUCGAAAAUUCGUUGGGGCAAAAGAGAUAAAAGACCUCAAACCUAUCAACAUGUUAAAACUGAAAAGAAAGGCAUCAUUGAUUAUCAAACUAUAUUUCCACAAAGCCUAUGAUAGAGUUAAAUGGUGCUUCGUCGAUACUGUGUUAGAGAAGACGGGAUUCGGUAGUACAUGGAGGACAUUGGUCAAGGAGUGUAUUAGGUCGGCAUCUAUCUCUAUUCUGGUUAAUGGGUUACCAAUAAAAGCUUUCAAAAUGGAGAGAGAACUUUGUCAAGGCGACUCAUUAUCGCCAUUUUUGUUUGUUUUGGUGGUGGAUGUGCUCAACAGAAUGAUCGGGGAGGCGGUAAGGAACGGUCAAAUAUCUCCACUUUUAGUCGGUUGGGAUGAUAUUGAGUUAUCACACUUACAAUUUGUGGAUGGCACACUAUUAUUUUGUCCGCCUGAGGAGGAGACAGUGAGAAAUUAUAAGAGACUUCUGAGGUGCUUCGAGAUUAUGUCGGGAUUGAGCAUUAACUUUGAGAAGUUUAGGUGGAUACCAGUGAAUUACAGUCAGGAGUGGACUAGUCGGAUGUGUCAGAUGCUUGGUUGCUAG
Molecule: messenger RNA, 1104 nt
Organism: Arachis duranensis
Lineage: Eukaryota; Viridiplantae; Streptophyta; Magnoliopsida; Fabales; Fabaceae
Exons: 3
Coding region: 1-1104 (367 amino acids)
Source: RefSeq, a predicted model, not a curated record